Messenger RNA from Lampris incognitus (smalleye Pacific opah), 4514 nucleotides. RefSeq names its product lysine-specific demethylase RSBN1L-like. Gene Ontology annotation, cellular component: nucleus. The transcript has 8 exons. Lineage: Eukaryota; Metazoa; Chordata; Actinopteri; Lampriformes; Lampridae. The record is from RefSeq and is a predicted model, not a curated record. Bases 1 to 3603 code for a protein of 1200 amino acids.
AUGGCCGAGUCCGUGGACUCCAUGCAUUUCGCAGCAAACAGCAAAACAAAUUCCCCCAAAGCUCUGAUCCCCAAACGGCCGCCGGAGAGCCGGCCGCAGUCUUCCAGCGACACGUACUCUCCCCCCUCCAAGAAGGUCCGGAUCGAGGAGAAGGGCUCGAAACACAAGAAACUGAACGGGGAGGUCUGCGCAGGGGAAAAACACAACGGGAAGCAGAGUUAUGGAAGCCCAGCGAAAUGGAGUUUCGGCCCGGCCAAGGCGAGCCACUCCGCCGCGCCGACCCCCGCCCGCAAAAUCUUCAAGAUCAGCAACUUCCUCGCCUCGCCGCCCAAGGCCAAGAAGGUGAAGGAGAAGCGGCCGAAGGAGAAGGACAAAGCCGUGCAAACCCACGGUUCCCCCGUGGCAAUGGAGAAAGUCAGCUCUGCUAGCUGCCAUACAAAGACGGAGAACGGUGACGUGAAAACGAUACAGAGAGAUCCUCGCAUUAAGGGUAAGGACAGAGAUAAGAAGAAAGAGCUGGAUAAGGAGUGGAAGAACUACAAAUUACCACCUGUGAAUGACAUCAGCAGAGAAAAUGGAGAAGCGGUUUCCCCACAGAAAGAUUCAAAAGAAAUACUCAAAUCUGGUUCAGAAGAAGAGCUUCUACUGAAGAAACUGAAGAAGAAGAAGAAAAAGAAGCAUAAAGAUGGCGAGCGAGAGAAGGAGAGACAUGGACGGCCCAAAAUGUAUCAUCGGUCAAGUCAGACGGUGUGUUCAGGUGUAACUCUGGAUCUGCCCGACUUCCUCAGUAAAAUCAAUGGGAGCAGCAGCAGCAGCAGCAACAACAGCAGCAGCAGCAGCAGCCUACCCCAAAAUAUAGCCUCACAUCAGGACCACCAAAACUCCACCUUCACUGCCACAACCUCAGUGGUCAGGGAGAGGUUGGGCUUUGGCUCCCCGCUCAGCUGCAUGCCAUCAUCUAGCUUGCCUGGUCUGGAGUUUGGCCAUUUGAUCCAUGUUGAGCAGCAGGCUAACGGAGGGGCAUCUGUGACACACGCUUACAGCGAACAGCUUUCCUGCCUGUCACCAGCCGAGAUGCAGCGUUUUGCCCAGGAGUUUGUGACUUUGUCAUUCAGUGAGGAUCAGGCCAAGGCAGCGUGCUAUGUGAUGGGGAUCAUUCAUGGAGCAGCUUCCUACCUCCCAGAUUUCUUGGACUACUUCUCCACAAAGUUCCCCAAUGCACCAGUGAAGAUGGAGGUGCUUGGCAAAAAGGACAUAGAGACGACAACCAUGGCCAACUUCCAUUCUCAGGUGAAGCGGACGUAUUCUCAGGGUACAUACCGCGCCGGGGCCAUGCGGCAGGUCAGCCUGGUCGGAGCUGUGGACGAAGAAGUUGGGGACUACUUCCCCGAGUUCAUCAGCAUGCUAGAGAAAUCUCCCUUUCUGGAGCGGACUCUUCCAUGGGGUAUGUUCUCCAGCCUGCGGCUGCAGAGCCCCACUGAGAGUGACGAUGGCCCCAUCAUGUGGGUCAGACCUGGAGAACAGAUGAUCCCCAUGGCUGACAUGCCAAAAUCACCCUUCAAAAGGAAAAGCAGAUCUACCAACGAGAUCAAGAACCUCCAGUACUUACCCAGAGCCAGCGAGCCCAGGGAGAUGCUGUUUGAAGACCGGACGAGAGCCCACGCUGACCACAUCGGUCAGGGGUUCGAGAGGCAAACCACUGCCGCUGUAGGUGUGCUAAAGGCUGUGCGCUACGGAGAAAGCAGUGACGCUCCUUCACGGAUCACCAAAGACGUUGUGUGUUUCCACGCUGGAGAUUUCCCAGAUGUCGUCAUGAGGUUACAGCUGGACCUCCAUGAACCUCCGCUGUCACAGUGUGUGCAGUGGAUUGACGAUGCCAAACUGAACCAACUGAGGAGGGAGGGGAUUCGAUACGCACGCAUCCAGCUCUACCAUGACGACAUCUACUUUAUUCCCAGGGGUGUGGUCCACCAGUUCAAAACUGUUGCUGCUGUUUGCAGCCUGGCCUGGCAUAUCCGCCUCAAACAGUACCACCAGCAAGAAGAGGAGGAGGAAGACAAGGAACAGAUGGAGGAGAAGUGCACACCUGCACAGACACCACUUCAAAUCAAAGAGGAGGAGGAAGAGGAGGACAAGAAGCAGGAGGUGAACGGGAGGAAAGCGCCCAACACACCCACCCAGACACCGACACAGCCGGAAGAGGAGGGGCAAGAGGAAGCGGAGGGCCCCUUCUCCCACAGGACAACGCAGAGCCGCGAGGAGGGAGGGCUGGUGUGGGAAGCUGGGGAGCAGAAAAAAGCCGAAGCCAAAGCCUCAGUGUCUCCUGAGUCCCCACCCUUGGUCAAGAAGGAGAGAGAGGGAGGUCCACUCACAGACAUGCUGAUGGAACCCAAGGUCGAGGAGGACAAGGCAGAAGAAGGCGACGGAGGGGGAGACGGCAUCAUUGGUCCUUGUCGGGCACAAGGCGAGGGGGUUGGGGAGGGAGUCACCCCUUGGAAGACCCCACAGCAGAUAAAGAAGGAGAACGACAUGGAGGCAGAGAGGCAGCCGAAAGAGGCUCCACCAGGUCCCGGCCUGAAAGAAAGGGAGAAGACAAGAGACAGCAUAUCGUUUGCUCAGAUGCCGCUGCAACUAAAGAAGGAGAAGGAGAGAGGGAAGGGCAAAGACCGGGAGCGAGAGGAAAGGGAGAGGGGGAAGGAGCGGGAAAGGAAGGAAAAGGACAGGAGUAAAGAGAAGGAAAAAGACAAAAAGGAGCGGAGCAAAGACAAGGAGAGAGAAAAGGAGAGGAUGAAAGAGAAGGAAAGAGCCAAGGCAGAGGGUUUUGCCCAGGCACACCCACCACCACACAUGAGGAAAAAAGAGGAAGAGGAUAGGAUGAGAGAGUGCAACAGAGUCCCUCACACUUCUCCACCUGCUCAGAGGGAGGAGAAGGGGGCCAGGGAGUUGGACAUGGCCAUCAAGAUGCAGCCUCAUGUCCGUAGGGAGCGAGAGCAUGAUAAAGAUAAAGACAGAGGCGGCCUACAGGUAGCCUCUCAUGUGUGGCUGGAGAAAGAGGAGGCCAGAGAAACCAGCGGACACAAACAAAAGCCACCACACGGAAAGAAAGAGAAGAGCGGCCACAGGGAGGGCAAAGAGGGCAACGCUGCACCCUCGCACAUGUCACAAGCAAAGCCGGGGAGGGAGGACAGCAAGGCAGGGACUCCCAAGCAUGCUCACGUAAAGAAAGAAGGAAAACGGGAUAAGGAGAUCAGCAAAGAGGAGAGGAAGAAAUUGAACCCGGCCCCAGGUUCCACUCCGCCCGAGCCCAAACCACCACGGACACUCAUCACUUUUGAUCUCUUUAAGCCAAUGGAUGCCCACCAAACUCUGUCCCACUCAUUCACAGACAGUAGACCCAAGAUUCACCAUCACAGUGACUCUCGAGGCUCCUCCUCUAAGACCGGGUCUGACAGCCGGACAGUUUUGCCCUCCAAAGGACCAAAAGUCAAGGACACAGUGCAGGCGAAAGCCACAAUGCCCAUACAGGACACGCGGCCACACCACUCUGUGAAACAGCCCCUCAAAACACACACACCCCAAACUCAGAAAGACUUUUUGAUAUGAAUGUUUAGGUGUCUCAAGUCCUCUUUCUACUGUACAACUUGCGCCAAGGCCAUUUCCAAAUAAUUUGUAAAAAAGCAUCCUACUUUCAGAUACGAGCUGGUCUUUUUUUAAUAAGGUUGUAACAGGUUUAAGGAUGCAUUCCAUCAUCUUAGCUUACACCACCACAGGCACUCCAGAGAUGUGAAGACAGGAUUGUGUUUUGACACGGCCUAUGUGAGACUGUAAGCUAAGUAGCUCACUUCACGUUUGUUAGCGAAUGUACGUAGGCUCAAUAUGAAAUCUGUCAUGUGACCCAUGUGUCAGUGCCUGUGCACUACUUAGCUUCGCUCUUAAAGCACCUAUUUUAGGUACUCGAUUUUCCAAUCUGAAAACAACCCACUUGACUCCAGUGUGAAUUUUUCCGGUCCUUGUUUGGAAUAAAACAGUAAGCAUUGAUGACCAAACAGAAUCCUUUUUGCCAUAUUGUUGAAUUUGGUUUGUAGGUCAACACUUCAACAGGAGAAAGUAGUUGUUUUCAGACUGGACUUUGUUUGACUCACACAGGGCUGUAAAUGAUACUCUAUGUACCGAAUCUGUACAGUAUAGAUGUAUUGGCACCAAUGUGAGAAACUGUAAACAGAAAUUGCAUAUAUUUUUUGUAAGACGAGUUUUAUUUUCCAUAGAACUUAUUUAUAUCAUUUACUGUCUGUUUUUAUUUGAAACCAAUGUAUGUGAGAAUUUAGUUGUAAAUACAUUUUAUUUCCUAAGAUAAGACUUGGUAGUGUGAUUUAUACUCUGAAGAAGAACCUCUCAAUAAACGGUUCAGAACAUUAACCCAGCCCCCUCGUUGUUUUUAUCGGUGUUGGUGUCACUUUUCCAUUCAGUGUUUAUUGUUGGCUCCCCACGUGGUUGAGGUUUCCUUUUUACCGUGU